This is a messenger RNA of Lachancea fermentati, 354 nucleotides long. NCBI's taxonomy places the organism in Eukaryota, Fungi, Ascomycota, Saccharomycetes, Saccharomycetales, Saccharomycetaceae. The record is from the annotation of a GenBank genome assembly.
AUGGGUUUGCGCUAUACGUCUUAUAUUGAUCAUCCGAAAAGUAAGCAUUCGAAAUUUGUGACAUAUGGAUGCUGUCAUUGCAGAACUCAUCUCUCGUCGUCCGCGCAGGUGAUGUCCAAGGACUAUCGUGGCACGACUGGUGACGCUUACCUUAUGAACAAAGUGGUGAAUAUUGUAGAGGGUGACAGGGAAACGCGCUGCAUGAUUACCGGGUGCUAUGUAGUAUGUGACAUUGUGUGUCACAUGUGCAAGAAUUUAGUGGGCUGGAAGUACCUGGAGAGCGAGCGAAAAGACCAGAGAUACAAGGAGGGCAAAUACAUUCUGGAGCUGCAGACGAUCUGUAAGGUCCAUUAA